CAAGUCAUGGGCUUUCCGUCGAUUUUCCCUUCAGCCUGUCCAGCAGAAGAAGAUCCCAAACCGGUACUUGGGUCAGCCCAGCCCCUUCACACACCCGCACCUUCUCAAACCAGGGGAGGUAACUCCAGGAUUGUCCCAGGUGGAAUAUGCUCUUCGCCGGCACAAACUGAUGGCACUGAUCCAGAAGGAGUCGCACGGCCAGGAUGGGCUGGACCACACCGUGAUUCUGCUCUCCAAUCCUACGUACUACAUGAGCAACGAUAUCCCCUACGUUUUCCACCAGGACACUAACUUUCUGUACCUGUGCGGCUUCCAGGAGCCUGACAGCAUCCUCGUGCUGCAGAGCCUCCCCGGCAAAGCACUGCCCUCCCACAAGGCCAUCCUCUUCGUGCCCCGCAGAGAUCCGAGCCGGGAGCUGUGGGACGGGCCCCGGUCAGGCCCGGAUGGGGCAGUUGCUCUCACAGGAGUGGAUGAAGCUUACCCUGUGGAGGAGUUCAGGCACUGGGUAACCAAACUGAAAGGUGAGUCAAACAUGAUUUGGUAUGACCUGACCAAGCCAGUGCAUGCACAGCUACACUCUGACUACCUGCAGCCCUUGGCCGAGAUAAAAGCUCGGAGCCAGAACCACGUCCAGGGCAUCCGACGCCUAGUGCAGAACCUUCGGCUGAUCAAAUCUCCUGCAGAGAUUGAAAGGAUGAAGCUUGCAGGGCAGGUGACAGCAGAGGCUUUCAUAGAGACAAUGUUUGCCAGCAAAUCCCCAGUGGAUGAAGCCUUUCUAUAUGCAAAGUUUGAAUUCGAGUGCCGGGCUCGUGGUGCCGACAUCUUGGCCUACCCUCCUGUUGUUGCUGGUGGCAAUAGAUCCAACACUUUGCACUAUGUGAAGAACAACCAGCUCAUCAAGGAUGGUGAGCUGGUCUUGCUAGAUGGUGGAUGUGAGUCUUCAUGCUACGUAAGUGACAUCACGCGUACGUGGCCCAUCAACGGAAGAUUCACUAAACCCCAAGCAGAACUAUACCAGGCUGUCCUGGAUAUCCAAAAGUCUUGCCUGAGCCUCUGCUCCCCAGGUGUCACUCUAGAGAAUAUCUACAGCCUCAUGCUGAGCCUUGUUGGACAGAAACUGAAAGAACUGGGUAUCCUCAAGGGCAGCAUCAAUGAGAGCCACUUCUUCAAGGCCAUUCAAAAGUAUUGUCCACACCACGUGGGCCAUUACUUGGGCAUGGAUGUACACGAUACCCCAGAUAUGUCCCGAUCGCUCCCCCUGCAGCCAGGCAUGGUGAUCACCAUUGAACCAGGCAUCUACAUCCCUGAGGAUGAUGUAAGCGCCCCGGAGAGGUUCCGUGGCAUCGGCGUGCGCAUUGAGGAUGACGUUGUGAUAACGGAGGAUGCGCCACUCGUCUUGUCUGCUGACUGCCCCAAAGAGCUUGACCACAUUGAGCAGAUCUGUGGCCGCAGCUCGUGACACCCCUCCUCG
This is a messenger RNA of Tinamus guttatus (white-throated tinamou), 1471 nucleotides long. The record is from RefSeq and is a predicted model, not a curated record. NCBI's taxonomy places the organism in Eukaryota, Metazoa, Chordata, Aves, Tinamiformes, Tinamidae.